Messenger RNA from Mizuhopecten yessoensis (Yesso scallop), 798 nucleotides. RefSeq names its product ATP-dependent DNA helicase RecQ-like. Gene Ontology annotation, biological process: telomere maintenance; double-strand break repair via homologous recombination. Lineage: Eukaryota; Metazoa; Mollusca; Bivalvia; Pectinida; Pectinidae. The record is from RefSeq and is a predicted model, not a curated record. Bases 19 to 498 code for a protein of 159 amino acids. Gene Ontology annotation, cellular component: nucleoplasm; chromosome; cytoplasm. The transcript has 3 exons. Gene Ontology annotation, molecular function: four-way junction helicase activity; 3'-5' DNA helicase activity; ATP binding.
AUUCAAUCUGCAUUGUCGAUGUUUAAAAUUGAAACUUUGAAGACUGAACAACGACAAAUUUUGGAUUGUUUGAUACGAGGAAAGGAUUGUGUAGCUGUCCUGCCUACGGGUUAUGGCAAAUCACUCCCGUAUCAGAUGUAUCUCCCUGUGAUGAGAAGGAUUGGUGCUUCGCCAGGUAAAGUGUUGGUGUGUUGUCCGUUAGUGUCACUUAUGGACGAUCAAGUGAAACGUCUUUCGGAUUUGGAUUGCAUUUCCGCAGCAUAUGCAGGAAGUAGGACCAAUGAAGCAAUCAGAGACGGUAGCAUUGAUCUCAUAUUUGCUUCACCGGAGACUUUGGUUGGUGACAGACAUUGGCGAGAACAGGAGCUAGAUGUGUCCCUUAUUGUGGUGGUUGAGUUCCAUACCAUCGCUACAUGGUCGGUGGAUGAUUUCUGGAGUAUCCAAAAACACACCCGUCCAGUCCGAUGCCUAGCUCCUAACUGCUUACCAAACAUGUAGAACCGUGAUACAUUGAAAAUUAACACAAUAAAGUUAGUUUGAUCGACAGCUGUCACUUAUCUCUCUAUUCUGACUGGUGAGUACCCGAACAGGUAAGGAAAUUAGCCUGUCCUUUGUCAGAGAGUUAAGUGUUAUAUUUGGUAAGACCAGUUAAUCUCAUUACGUAACAUAAUUGACUUGAAAGGUAUAAUGUAUAAGAUGGACACCAAUAUUACAUGAGUUAAUCUGACGACAAUGAAUCAAAGAAGCUACAUUUACACAUAGAGGUUUUCUUAAAUGGUACAAAUGUAAUUAAAUAGC